AUGGGUUACAGAAAGACGUUAUCGAUUCGACGAUUGAUGCUUAACUGGCAUAAUCAAAUUAAACUGGAAACACUGCAGUGGCAAUCUUUGCUAACUAAAUAUAUUGCCAAUAAGAAAACAAUCCAAAUGCUUGAAUUAUGUAAAGCUGAAAAUGUAGGGUUGAGAGAUGCUGCGAUCAAGAUAUUAAAAAACGAUUAUGGUAUCACCGAUGUUGUAAUGCCUAAAGAAGCAUCUCAUAAGCGCUCAUUUAAGAAAAGAAUUUCCAAGAAGAAAAGAAAUAAUUCUAGCAAUGAUAAAGAUUCCAAGACAUCGACCAAAAUUUUUACUAUUCCGUUAUCUAAAGUAAUUGCUAAUGAUGAAAAAUCCAGACAAGAUGAGAUUAAUCAAUUAAAGUUAGCUCAAAAAUCAGCAAAUACUAAAGGUGACGUAGACGCUGAAGAUAUCAAUCAGAUUUUUGCUAGCGCAUCACUCGGAAGUCCAAAAGCAUUUCGUCGAUCACUAAUUGCUGCACUAGAAGUUAACAAAGACUGUAAAAUGCCUAGAUUAAACCAAGGUCGCCGUAAACAAAAUAUACUGACUUCACCAAUUAUGGAAAGACGAAAUUCGAUCUUGGUUGAAGCAUUAACCUUGCCCUCUUCUGACGAAAAUAAACGUCGACAAAAUAACAACCAUCGAGAUCCUGAUGAAUAUGUUGUCCAACAACCUAAAAUACCAUUGAUCGUUACCAAAUCGAUCGAAUUUAUAGAAAAAAAUGGGUUGCGGGCAGAAGGUUUAUUUAGAAUAGCAUCAUCCAAGAAAAAGAUUAAGCAGAUAUGCGCGGAUCUUGAUAAUGGUCAACCGAUACAAUUUGACGAAAACGAACAUACACCACAUGAUGUUAUCUCCAUUUUUAAAGAUUUCUUUCGUUAUUUACCGGAACCCCUCUUAACAAGAGAGUUAUAUUCUUCCUUUUUAGCCACAAAAAAACUAUCGCCGGAAGAAAGAAAAGAAGCGUUAAAGCUAUUAUGCUGUAUUCUGCCAAUUCCCAAUCGUGACACUUUGAGAUCUUUAGUGGCAUUCCUAAAUAAUGUUGCUAAAAAUGCGGAUGAUAUCGUAACAAACGAUGGAGAAAAGAUACCAGGAAAUAAAAUGGAUAUCAGCAAUUUGGCUAAGGUUAUGGGCCCAAAUAUUUUGCAUAAGAUGAAAAAUGUUAAUCAAGAUUUCGCUGUCGAUAGCGCUGAUCGUGUUGAUGACACGCCUAUAGUUAUUGGCAUAACUGAAGAUCUUAUUGAAUUAAAUUCUACUCUAUUUGAGAUCUCCUCCAAUCUCUAUCGCAAGAGUUUCCUUGCGCUCCUGGAAAGGGAACCUGCCGCUGCCGUUCAGCUAUUAAACAAGAAACAAGAGCAAUUGCUUAGGGAGAAAGAAAGCAAUGAAACUUUAAAUCUGGGACAGAAACUGAAACGUGAUGAUAGUAAUACAAAAGAGACUGUUGACCGAUCAGAACUAACGGCAUCUAACUUAAGUUUGCCAUCUUCAACCAAUGCUGGCCUAAAACAAACUGAAAUUAUACCGAUAUCACAGGCAACAGUUAAUGGUAGCAAUACCGAGAGUAACCAAUCGGAGAACCAGUUCCAAGCGGCUAAGCAUCAUAAUAAUGAUAGCAUACGUGAAAAUCGAAGGCUUAAGACGACAUUGAAUCAACAGCAAGUGCAAGUUGGCAAUGAUCCAGCUACCUUAAAUCUUAACAGUUAUACGUCAUCUAGUAGCAAUAGUGAGAUAGAUUACCCCAAUUCUUCUUCUUCAGUUGCUACUACUAAUCCACUAUUACGGCGAUACAGUGAUCGAGUUAGUGACACCAACUUAUCAACAAUCUUAGCAGCUAGAAGCAACGAAUAUCACGAACCAGCAUCACCCUCGCGUCCUCGUGAAAAUAGUGUUGGUGACAUUAGUAUUAUGCCAACAUUUCGUCAUCAAGACGGACUACAUCAACAAACCAAUCGAGUUUCAAAUCAAGAGCAAUCUAAUAUGAAUAGCAAUGGUGGAAGCAGUAUCGCAGACGUUAAUAUAACAUCAACAUUUCAUAAUCAAGACAGUGUACGACAACAAACAAUACGAACACCAACACAAGAUUAUGGCAAUAGUAGUAGCAUUGUUAAUAAUGUUGAUCUAAGUAUAAUGCCAACAUUUCAACAUCAUCAUGAUGACGGACUACGUCAACAUAAAACUAAAGUGCCAAAUCAAGAUCCUGUCAAUACUGAUACUAGUAAUGGCAACUAUAGUAAUCGUAAUAGCAGAAUUACUCGCUCCCAGAGUACUAAACAUCGAUCUAGUCGUGAUCAUAGCUAUCAGGAAUAUCCAUUAAAUAAUUCAUUAAAUAAACCAAAUAAUAUGCCACAACGACGAAGUUCAUUCCAGUAUCGUAAUCAAACAUAUGACAAUUACAAUAAUAUAGCACAUGUAGAACAAUGGAAUCGUAAUGAAACUGUAGAUAUACAAUUUGCUACUUCAUCAUCGAUGGGUCAUCAUGAAGAUCGCCAACCAACGUCAUCACCUAACAUUUAUCAACCACCACUAGCUGCACCUGAAAAAGAUGAAUUCAGCCGUCAUCAUACUCAAAAUUAUCCUAAUGGUCAGCCACAAGGCAUACCGAAUCGAUCUAUCGAUCAAUUCAAUGUUGCCUUUAAAGCAUCACCCUAUCCAAUCAAUAAUCGAUAUAAUUCAUCUAGUAAUCAUCCAUUUGAAGGUGAAUACGGACGUGCUAGAUCCUCAUCUAAUUGUGAAUCAAAAAAUAGGUAUAAACAACCAGCAAAUACAAGUCCAGUAGCCUCUUCCUAUACAGCAUCUUCUCAAUUCCUAGCUAAAAGUGUUGAAAAUAUGUACACAGUACAAAAUUCAUCGAUUACCGGUAGUGGGGUAGAACAAACGCCUGGCUUACCCGCUGAAAUCCACUUAUUAAUUACGCCAACUCAUGGUGAUACAGAAAGAGGUGCAGAAAGAGAUGCGGAAAAAGAUCAGGAAUUAUUUGAAAAAAUGCAACACCAAUUUAAUAUGGGUACUACUCGAAAAGAUGUACAACAUAUUUCGUUGGUAUAA
Messenger RNA from Trichoplax adhaerens, 3072 nucleotides. RefSeq lists its product as uncharacterized. Lineage: Eukaryota; Metazoa; Placozoa; Uniplacotomia; Trichoplacea; Trichoplacidae. The transcript is spliced from 12 exons. The coding region runs from base 1 to 3072 and encodes 1023 amino acids. The record is from RefSeq and is a predicted model, not a curated record. Gene Ontology annotation, biological process: signal transduction.